This is a messenger RNA of Linum trigynum, 3792 nucleotides long. NCBI's taxonomy places the organism in Eukaryota, Viridiplantae, Streptophyta, Magnoliopsida, Malpighiales, Linaceae. The record is from the annotation of a GenBank genome assembly.
UCGGACUGAAUCGUGCUAAACCAACGGACCAUUUACCCUUCCACUAGCUCGGUCGGGCCUGCGGGCCGAACCGGUUGACAAAGUUGUUGUGCGGUGCCUAGCUUCUUUUACGCGGUUCAGUUAUACCUGCCGGACCUCAAAUUCUAAUCAUCAUAGGAGACCGCGGCGAAGAAGUAGCGAAACCAUCAUCUGGAAAGGAAAAGGAAUAAAGUCUGCGUCUCUGUGAUCGCCGUAAGAACACGGCCAUUGACGGAGAUUGUCGUCGCCUAAGUCAUCUGCCGACGGUUAAGGAGCGAGAAGGCCAGAGGCGCUUGAACGGAAUCAGUACGACUAUCCGUCGCGUGAAGAGAGAAAGAAAGCGGCAAAUUAAUCUUUCUUGCCCUGUUUCUUCCUCGAGCCGACAAACCGAACCCUAGGUAUCUUAUUCGCUUCUUUUGGUUGCAAUCCGUUUCGAAAGAUAGUAUUGGUUAGUUAUGGGGCCUUAUGAAUCAAAAGGGUUUGAGAUUGAUUGAUGGUUAGAAGGAAAAAGAUUUCCCCUUCUCGUUUUUCCCCCUGGCAUUCUGUUUUGUAAUGCGCAAGGUAUAGCGUCCUCUUGCUUUUGUGAGUCAUUGGCUGCUGCAUCUGGAAGGCUAAUCGUGGGAUUAUUAUCUGUCGCUGUAUUUGGAACGAGAAUUUUCUGUUGCUUGCUUGAGUUUGAUUACAUCUGAGGUUCCAAAAUGUCAUCUUGGAAGAGCAGGAACUUGCUAUUUUGUUUAAUGGGAUGCUUCUAAUGAACUGUCUAUGGUUUUGUUAUAGACAAAUGGCAUUGACAGUUAGAAGCAUCUUUUUCCUUCCCCAGUUUGAUUGUAUGACAAUCACAAGCCAUUUUCAUUGUAUGAGGGGCGUGGCUUAAUUUGUUCGCUGAUGUUCUGUUUUCCUCAAUCAGUUCAUACAUAAUUCUUGUCUGGGUUCUUGCCAGUAUCGCGGUUCUGUUUGUGUUGGCACUGUGAUUUAGUUUGAAGUGUUGUUUCUCAUUGCUCUAAUGUUAUCUGUAUUGUUUUGCCCAAUUUUUUAUGCUUUCUCAGAGGGAAUCUGUUUUUGGAUUGCAGGAAGUUCGUUGUGGUCUCUACUGAAGGCCAAAGCUUUUUGAGUGUAACUAAUUUAUUGCUCUGUGAAUCUGCAUCUUUCAUGGCAUUCCCAACAGAGGUCAUAACUUGCCUGGCUACCCUUUCUUCAUGUUUUAAUUUUAUUCUAAAGGGGGUGCAAUGCUUUAUUCUGGAUGAUUUUGUUCAAACUUUGAGCAUUUCGAUAGAAACGUUUCCUGUUUACGUUAAUGCGAUUCUCUAAUAAACUUUUACUUGAAUUUCUUUGUGUUAUUUUUUAAUUUCUGCCGUAACUGGUAGGACUUAAUUUUAAUUGAUAGCAAACCAUUCUGCUCGAUUAGGAAUCUCAAUGUUGAUCCUUUCGUGUUUGGUCUGCAGGCUGGUUUGCAGCUACUACUUUAUCCUCUCAAUUCCAACAUUGUUGUCAGAACAGCAUGGUAAGCUAUCUUGAAUCACAGCCAUCUAUUGCACUAGCCCAUGAUGUUGUAGGAUUUGCCACAGUUAGGUUGUACUUUGGUGCUUAUUCAUUUGAAAGAGUCAAUGAUUUCAGAUCUAUAGUUCUUAGGAAUGCAUUAUGAAUCAUUUUGCUUAGUGAUCUAUAGAAUAAUGUAAUUAUGCUGAUGAUGCUUAUGGAUUGUUUGAAACAGCUGCUCUGUAGGGAUUGCUUUGCCUGUUUAUUCGACAUUCAAGGCAAUUGAGAGGAAAGAUCGAGAUGAGCAAAAGAAAUUGCUUGUUUACUGGGCAGGUUAGUGUUCUUUUGCUUUGUGUUCAUGUCAGAAGAAGUUCAUCCCAUUUUCUAGCCCUAGACUGUUGCUGACUGAAAUUAAGGUCAGGCAUUAAAUGCCCCCGUCACGUCUUUUCCAUUGUGCUAGGUCAAUCUCGAAAAUUAAUAUCUACUGUUGAGCAAAUGGCGUGUGCAAGGCUUCAUGUAAUGGAAAAGUUCUUGACUGUCCUCCCUUGCUCUAUCAUGUGCUAAAUUCAUCUGCACUGGUUUUAACACCAUCCAGCCCAUUAUUUUAAGGCAUUGUCUCGCCAUGUCUAUUUAGACAUGCAAUGCCACUAUUAGAUGAAACUAGUUGUGAACUUUGGAUAGAUUAUAUGUCGAGUGAAUUGUGCUAAAAGAUUAUAUCAAGUGUUUUUCAAUUACAAGCAAAAUGACUAGGUUGGGGUUGUUUGGCUGGUUGCCUCUUUUCCCAGUAGUAGCUGUUUGCUUGAAUUGUAUCCUAUUGCAUUUGAUGUGUUGGGAAGUGCUCUAAUGGUUUAGUAUAUUUAUCAGCUUUAUGAUUGUCCAGGCUCAGCCACCAAUCUGGUGCGUUGUAAAUAGCAUUUUGUCCCCCAAACUUCCUCAAAUGCACCAUUGGGAAUUACAAAAUUUACAAUUACGCCACAAUAUUUGAAAUUAAUCAACCAAAGCAGUGCCACUAGACUAUUCAUCAAAAGCAUCCCACCCCAGCAAUGUUGUAUCUUAGGAUAUUAUUAAUCAUACUGGUUGUCAUGCAGCUUUUGGAGCUUUCAGUGUUGCAGAGGCAUUUACUGAUAAGAUCCUUUCUUGGUAAGGAUUAAUUUCUUAUCCCCUCUCGUUUUGCCCAUUUCUUACUGCAAUCUGUUGCCUUUGAAAUUCAACCUCUUCAUGUGAAAUUAAAUGAUAUAAAGUGGCUUAGUGAUUAAGCGGGUACUCUGCCAUAAUUCAUUAUAACCCUUAUGUAGUUAUUAUAACCUGCUGUCUGCAACAUUCCAAAACUGAAUUAGCUCUUCUCAUUGUGGGGUUAGUACAAAUCUGGAGUGCUCCUUGAGUUUUGCAGAAAUAAAAGAAAUCUUACGACUUUUAUUAGUGCAUGUUAAACUUUUUCUACUCCUUUUGGUCCUUUGGUAUCUGUUAAUACGCAUAGAAUAUGCCAAACAUGUUCACAGGAGAAAGAAAAACAAGAAAGAGUUGUGUCUGUGGCACAUUUUAUAUACCACUUUUUAUUUUUUUGUUAACACAAGUAUCAUCCAUUACAAAAAAAAAAUCACCUGCUCAACAAUUGAAGGUUAAUGUGAUUGUUGUUGGCCUUUUUGUCUUUGCUUAUUUCAAUGAGAUUAUUGUAUGUUUAUGUACAUCUCUCCCGAUUUUCAUCAGGGUUCCGAUGUACUAUCAUGUGAAGUUUGCCUUUCUCGUCUGGCUGCAGCUUCCAUCUUUCAACGGAGCUGGGCAACUUUAUUCAAACCAUCUGCGUCCUUUCCUACUCAGGCAUCAAGAUAGGCUUGAUCACCUUACCGAGGUGGUUAAUGGCAUGAUGGCUAAAUUCAUUAUUGCCCAUGAGGGAGAGUUCCAGCUUGCAAAGCUGAUUUUCUUGAAGACUCUUGCAUCAGUCCGACAAACCAUUCAUCCAGCAGAUAGCCCGGCAAAUGGUGCUUUUCAAGGUCAGAGCAGACGAAUUAAAGAUUCGCAAUCACUUGAAGAUGAAGAAGAAGAGGAUGAUGAUGAGUGAUGCUUUUUAUCUUAAACUUGACUGUGCAAAAUAGGAACGUUUCAGAAGAACUGGUAACUUUUAGGGUCUAUUUUCUAUAUGUGAAUUUCCAUUAUGUUUAUUUUAAAUUAUAUGCUAUUACUAGCUUGCCUGCUUCCUGAAAGAAGAGGCUGGUGCUGUACAUUGUACAAUGCUGUUCUAGUCUGCCUGACGUUUUGUAUAGAAGCUGAACUUAUUAGAAAUAAUGGAAAAAAUUACAG